Molecule: messenger RNA, 554 nt
Organism: Meira miltonrushii
Lineage: Eukaryota; Fungi; Basidiomycota; Exobasidiomycetes; Exobasidiales; Brachybasidiaceae
Product: Prefoldin beta-like protein
Exons: 2
Coding region: 70-462 (130 amino acids)
Biological process (GO): chaperone-mediated protein complex assembly; protein folding
Cellular component (GO): cytoplasm; prefoldin complex
Molecular function (GO): protein-folding chaperone binding
Source: RefSeq, a predicted model, not a curated record
GUUGAAGCUCUUCUGGUAACGCAUUCAUUCUCUUCAUCGUCAUCAUCUCAGGUACGGCAUACAAGCAUAAUGGCAGCAGCAACACAGAAAGAUCUACAAGAACGUAUGCAAACAGUUGCUCUGCAGUUACAAAAGAUCGAAGAUGAACUACAGUCCACAGUAGAAGUACGACAAAGACUUGAUUCUCAAUUAACAGAGAAUGAACAGGUGAAAAAGGAAUUUUCGGUAUUGAAAUUGGACGAUGUGGUUUACAAAAUGGUAGGACCCGUUUUACUCAAACAAGAACAAUCAGAAGCAAAGACAAAUGUUGAUAAACGAAUCGAUUUCAUUCAAAACGAAAUCAAACGUACAGAAUCACAACUUAAGGAAAUAAAUGAACGUAGCGAAAAGAAACGGCUGGAAGUCGUUGGAAUUCAACAAGCUGCUCAACAAUUACAGCAAGGUGGAGAGACAGAAGUUUAAUCGCAAUGUCUUGUAUGAUAUCACAAAUCGCACAAUGUAUACUAUCGUCAUUAGGGAUCGAUUCUCUCUUUUUCUGUUUAGUAUGUAUACAA